AUGAAUGAUAACCCUGUAAAAGACAAAGCAAAGAGCCAAAUUCCGAAAACGCCGGUGAAUGCACUGAGUGCUCAAGGAGAUCCUGUACCGCCGAAGAGUAUCAACAGGAUCAGCAUCAUGACAGAGUUAAUCAAAUUAAAGCAGACUGCGAGACAGAAUGACGAGAAGCGAAGUGGCUGGGGUGAAACCAGGUUACAACGCUUGAUGAUCUCUAGUGGUCCUGCCUUCAAUAUUAUCACAUUUUGGUGA
This is a messenger RNA of Haemonchus placei, 249 nucleotides long. Lineage: Eukaryota; Metazoa; Nematoda; Chromadorea; Rhabditida; Trichostrongylidae. The record is from the annotation of a GenBank genome assembly.